Molecule: messenger RNA, 633 nt
Organism: Gaeumannomyces tritici R3-111a-1
Lineage: Eukaryota; Fungi; Ascomycota; Sordariomycetes; Magnaporthales; Magnaporthaceae
Exons: 3
Coding region: 1-633 (210 amino acids)
Source: RefSeq, a predicted model, not a curated record
AUGGAGGCAAGGGACAGGAACCUCCCGCUCCUUGGCCCAGGUCAGGGCCUCCGUUUCGAUCGUCGCAUCCACCGUCAGUUUUGCGGUCAUGCCACCAGGAUUGGGACCAGCUCCCGCCUGCGCCUGCAGGCCACGCUGAGCAGGCGGGGCAUUAGGGACCCGUGGAUCUCGACCAGCAAGUCCAAGAGGGUCUGCAUCUCGGGCUCCAGGUCGCCACCCGGCCUGAACUGCUACGUUUACACCAUUGACACCACGGCCAACCGCUUGGAAAUGGUGGACGCUAAGGAGGCGUUCCAGAGCACCAAUGGCAAGGACGGGAAGCCACUGGAGUAUCCCAAGCCGGGCGGGAAGGAGGUCUCGGUCAAGAACAAGAUCCCCUGGACCAGCAUGUCAAGUGGGACAUCCGCAGUGGCCACAAGCACAAGGGGACAGUUACGCGGGCCGAGUUUGAGAGGCCCAAGACCCCACCCGCCACUGGCGCCUAAGGCUGGCGAAAACCCACAAACGGGUCCCCGUUUGGACCCCCUUACCGGCGCCUCCAACAAACGCCCGGCUUCGCAGUCGCCCAAGGGAUCCUCGCCCGAGAAGAACAACAAGCACUCCGUCCGCGUCCACCGCGCUUUCACGGGUUAG